ACACACACACACACACACACCCAGACACACACACACACACACACAGACAGACAGACAGACAGACACACACACACACAGAGACACGCACCCAGACACAGACACACACAGACUGACACACAGCGAUGUUGAUGAGGAGAUGUUGUGGCGCAUUGAUGCGUGUGCGAGCACUGACGUCAAAGGGCGGGUGCGUUGGACUUGGCGGCGGUGUUGGUGUGCGGCGUGCAGCAAGCUCGCUGCGGGACAUUGCUGAGGCUGGCCGGUACAACAGCGUCUCCAUCAAGCUGCCGCAGGCCGACUGGCUCACCGCCCAACCGAACCCAGACUUCAAGGCGGACCUGGAACAGAGUCUCGUGCAGUGGCAGGAGCAGCAGAAGACUGCCGCCUGGAUUGUGGUGCCGCCGUCGCUGUCAUGGGCGGUAUAUCCGGCAACGGAGUGCGGCUUCCAACUGCACCACGUUCGCGAUGAUCACAUCUACCUCAUGAAGUGGCUGGAGGCAGAUACAUCAUGCCGCGUACCCCCGUACGCGACACACCAGGUUGGCGUUGCUGGGUUGGUGCUGGACAAAGACAUGAACGUGCUGGUGAUCAAGGAGCGCAACGCGCGUGUGUCAGGCUUCAAGCUCCCCGGCGGUCUCAGUGAUCCGGGCGAGGACAUACACACCACUGCCGAGCGCGAAGUGCUUGAGGAGACGGGCGUGCAGUGCAAGUUUCACUCCAUCCUCUCCAUGCGACAGCAGCACAAGGCCGCAUAUGGGGUGUCGGACCUGUACAUUGUGUGCCGCUGCACCCCCGUGACCACGGAUAUCGAGGCGUGCCCAACGGAGAUUGCCGAGGCACGCUGGAUGCCCAUCCACGACUACGCUGCACAGACAACCGACAUGAAUGCACGCAUCGCACGGAUGGUGGCGGCAGAGGCAGAGCAGCAGCCGCAGCCGUUUCACCCCGCCACCACGCUCGCCUGUGAUAUGACCAUGCGUACCCUGCCAUCUGUCGUGCACAAGAACAGGCUCUUUGAUCUCUAUCUCCCCGCCGCUGCAGCAAAACACGAGCAAUGACGUGCAGCAUCAUGUUGUGUGUGUAUGUGUAUGAUUGUGUGUGUGUGUGUGUGUGUGUG
Salpingoeca rosetta is the source of this 1114-nucleotide messenger RNA. Its product is annotated as nudix-type domain-containing protein 6. Bases 123 to 1055 code for a protein of 310 amino acids. The record is from RefSeq and is a predicted model, not a curated record. NCBI's taxonomy places the organism in Eukaryota, Choanoflagellata, Craspedida, Salpingoecidae. The transcript is spliced from 4 exons. Gene Ontology annotation, molecular function: NAD binding; NADH pyrophosphatase activity; ADP-ribose diphosphatase activity.